AUGGAGGCGUCAUUGCUCAUGAGAUCGUCUUGUUGUUCCCCUGCGAUUGGGUUCCUCGACCAUCGACGCUUAUUAUCCACCUCCACACCCAUUUCCACUCUUCUCUCACCUCCGUGUUCCAAAUCUUCCUUCUCUGUUCGUUGCUCUUUUCCGCCUUCAAAGCCACGCUCCGGAACCAGCUCCGUUCAGGCCAUUAUGACUCUCGCCGGAUCGUUGACAGGAAAGAGACGAGUGGAUGAGAGCGAGAGCUUGACACUGGAAGGUAUCCGAAACUCUUUGAUCCGUCAAGAGGACAGCAUUAUAUUUGGCUUGUUGGAGAGAGCCAAGUACUGUUACAAUGCUGAUACCUAUGAUCCCACUGCUUUUGACAUGGAUGGUUUCCACGGCUCUUUGGUUGAGUACAUGGUCAAAGGCACUGAGACUCUUCACGCUAAGGUUGGUAGGUUCAAGAGCCCUGAUGAACAUCCCUUCUUCCCUGACGAUCUUCCAGAGCCUAUGUUGCCGCCUCUGCAGUACCCAAAGGUUUUGCAUUUUGCUGCUGAUUCGAUAAACAUAAACAAGAAGAUAUGGAACAUGUACUUCAGGGACCUUGUCCCAAGACUAGUCAAGAAAGGCGAUGAUGGUAAUUACGGAUCUACAGCUGUCUGUGACGCUAUCUGCCUUCAGUCUCUCUCAAAGAGGAUCCAUUACGGUAAAUUUGUUGCAGAGGCCAAAUUCCAAGCCUCACCUGAGGCAUACGAGUCCGCCAUCAAAGCACAAGAUAAGGAGGCACUGAUGGAUAUGCUGACAUUCCCGACGGUGGAGGAGGCGAUAAAGAAGAGAGUGGAGAUGAAAACCAGAACAUACGGGCAAGAAGUGAAAGUGGGAAUGGAGGAGAAAGAAGUAGGAGAGCGGAAUGGGUCUCAGGUUUACAAAAUCAGCCCGAUCUUGGUGGGGGACUUGUAUGGAGAUUGGAUCAUGCCUUUGACAAAAGAGGUUCAAGUGGCCUACUUGCUCAGAAGACUAGACUGA
This is a messenger RNA of Microthlaspi erraticum, 1011 nucleotides long. Lineage: Eukaryota; Viridiplantae; Streptophyta; Magnoliopsida; Brassicales; Brassicaceae. The record is from the annotation of a GenBank genome assembly.